Musca vetustissima is the source of this 1203-nucleotide messenger RNA. RefSeq lists its product as uncharacterized. Gene Ontology annotation, molecular function: single-stranded DNA endonuclease activity; nucleic acid binding; metal ion binding. Gene Ontology annotation, cellular component: mitochondrial inner membrane; nucleus. Bases 1 to 1203 code for a protein of 400 amino acids. Lineage: Eukaryota; Metazoa; Arthropoda; Insecta; Diptera; Muscidae. The record is from RefSeq and is a predicted model, not a curated record. Gene Ontology annotation, biological process: apoptotic DNA fragmentation. The transcript has 3 exons.
AUGCGUAUAACAAAGUUAUUUGGCACACUGUUAACAGUUUCGUUAUUGGCCCUAACCAUAAAUGCCUGUACAAUAACCCUACCCGAUGACAUUCAAGGAUUUGCACCAGUUAUUCUGGUAAGCACAAAUCCCUCUUCUGGAGAUUAUCAACUAUUUAAGCCGACAGGGCAAACGACAGAAAUACCAGAAGGCGCUAGCCUUUAUCUGGUGUGUACUGGUAAUAAAAAUAUCAUAACAUCCUUGAAUGUGCCCAGUUUGGAAUUACAAUGUUCUGCGAAUGAAUUUGUCGAUUCCAAUAAUAAUGCCUAUCAACUAAAGGAUGUGGUUUGUAAAUCGAUACCAAGUUCAUCGUUGAAGCUGACCAAUAAUGAAUGUUCUCAAGAACGUGGUACAAUUUUCGAAGCUGGCUAUAUUGUGGAUGGUACAUUUUAUGGACCCGUUUUUGAAAUAUGUUAUGAUAACAUCACGGAGUCAACAUUCUAUACGCAUAAUGUCAUCAAUGGUGCAGCUAUUGAUUAUAACAUAAAAGAGAGCACUCGUCGUUCAUUCUCUGCCGAAGGCAUGCAGCUGACCACCACCAAAACGAAUACCUAUUAUACACAGAAAAAUCAAAUUCAACGUUUUGAAAACUACUUUGGAGCGGAUCAAACCUAUAUUGAUUCCAUAAACUACUUGGCCCGUGGCCAUUUAACUCCUGAUGCUGAUUUCGUUUUUGGUUAUGAACAGCUAUCAACCUAUUAUUAUGCCAAUGUAGCUCCGGAAUUUCAACCCGUUAAUGCUGGCAAUUGGUUACGUGUUGAAGAAUUGGCACGUUCCGUUGCCGCUGCAUAUGGCAAUGAUUUGGAUACCUAUAAUGGUUAUUUCGGACAGCUACAAUUACCCACCGUAAAUGGUCAAUUGAUUGAUAUUUAUUUGGACGAUGCCAAACAAAUUGAAGUGCCUGAAUAUUAUUUUAAGGUCUUGUUAAAUAAAGCUAUCGAUGCGGCUAUUGUUUUUGUCACAGUCAAUAAUCCUUAUGUCGUGGAUGGUCAGGCGAGGGAAAUUUGUGAAAGUGUCUGUGACCAGGCCGAUUUGAAACAUGAUAAUUUCCCAACCCUUUCGAAGGGUUAUACAUUCUGUUGCCGUUUGGAAGAUUUCAAAUUGAGUUAUGAUGGUUUACCCGAGGAUGUUGUGGCAGAGAAAUUGUUGGUUAGAAAAAUUUAA